GGACACAUCCGCUUGAAUCUUGACGUUGAUCGGUUCUGUUAUUUUUGCCAAGAUAGCACAGGAAUUUGGAUUCUGAAUACUGAGCUUCAGUGGGCGGAAGUCGCGGGGCACUGGCGUCCGUGUGCAGAGCUCUCUGAGGCGCGGCGCCAGGUGAAUGGGCGAGCCAAGGAGGACUCUGCUGGCUAUGGGAUUUUCUGCCCCACCACAGCUGCCCUCUCUGCUCAGCUGCCUCCCGUGGGCCUCGAGACACUCACGCAGCUUCCAGUUCCUGAGAAAAUCAGAUCUGCCAGCAAAGAGGCCAAGGAGAGAAACAUGCCUGCUGACAUGAAUUUGUCCCAGAAGCUCCAGAGACUGAACCCGCAGGAGCAAGAUGGGUCAAACAAGAGAUUGGUGUCCUUUGAGGAUGUGACUGUGAACUUCAGCUGGGAGGAAUGGAGGCGCCUGGACUCUGCCCAGCGACACCUGUACCAGGACAUGAUGUUGGAGAUCUACAGCCACCUCUUGGCAGUGGGGUACCCCAUUCCAAGCUCCAGGGCCAUCUUCAGAAAAAAGAAAAGAAAGGAGGCCUGGAUGGGAGAGGCUAAGUCCCCACAUCAGCAGUGUUGGCGUCAAGAAGUGGAAUCAGAGUUUUCCGCCCCUCGACCAAGAGUUUCUGAGACUGAAGCAUUUCACACUAGUAAGGCGAGUGAAGUCACAAGACACUCCCUGUGGUGUUCUAUCAUAGGACUGUGGCAAGAUCCUGACCCUACAAAAAGAAAUCGGCAAAGCCAGAAACCACCUUGGAGUGCUGGUGCUCUCCUCAGCAAGAAGACACAGAGCACAGGCAGAGGCUGUGGAUGUAAAGAGCCUGGGGAAGCCACUCCUUUGGUGUCCAGCCUCAUUUCCACACAAAAGGGAGCCCCGCAGGGACUCACAAACAGUGUGAGGCUUAACCUGGAGGCAAAGGGUGAAGAUCAAAGCAAUAUCACUAAACAGCUUAAUGAUGUUGUUACCUCUGGUCAGCUCUUCAUGCCAGACUCUUCUAAUGCUAGCCACACAAUUCCUCACAAAGGCCAGAAUUCCCGCAAAGUUCUCACCCAUAAACACACACUGAGACAGCAACAAGGGCAUCCUCAGGAGAAACCAGACGAAUGCCCUGAAUAUGGAAAGGUCUUCUAUGACAUGUCUGCUUUCAGGGAACAUCAGGCAACUCACGCUGGAGAAAAGCCUUUCGUCUGUCACAAGUGUGGAAAAGCCUUCCUCCAGAAGUCAGAGUUGACCUCCCAUGGAGAAACUCACAUAGAGAAGCCUUACGAGUGCCCCGACUGUGGGAAAUCAUUCAGUCGUACAUCCAACCUGCAGGUUCAUCAUCGAAUUCACACUGGAGAGAAGCCUUACGAGUGCUGCGACUGUGGGAAAUCUUUCAAUAAUACAUCCCAACUGAAGGUGCAUUAUCGAAUACAUACAGGGGAAAGACCUUACGUGUGCCCUGUAUGUGGGAAAGCCUUCAAGCAGAAGUCAAUCCUCAGCACUCACGAGACAAUUCACACCGGGGAGAAGCCUUACAAAUGUACUGUCUGUGGGAAAUUGUUCAGUUGCACGUCCCGACUGAAAGUCCACUCUCAGAUUCACACGAAGGAGAAGCCGUAUGAAUGUGCUGACUGUGGGAAAGCCUUCAAGCGCAAGUCAAGUCUGACUGUCCACCAGAAAAUACACAUUAGACAAACACGCUACGUAUGCAGUGAGUGUGGGAAAGCGUUCGGUCAGAAGUCGGAGCUCAGCACGCACCAGAGAACCCACCUGUGCCAGCAUGCUCACAAAUGCGCUGCCUGUGGGAAGGCGUUUACGUAUGUAUCCCAGCUGAAGAUGCAUCAUCGAGUUCACACAGGGGAGAAGCCUUACAAGUGCCGCGACUGUGGGAAGUCCUUCACGUACUCAUUCACACUGAAUGUGCAUUGUCGAAUUCACAGAGCGGAGAAACCUCACAAAUGCUCUGUCUGUGGGAAAGCCUUGGCUUCCAAGUACCAACUCGAAGAGCACGAGCGGAUUCACACAGGAGAGAAGCCGUAUGUGUGCACUGUGUGCGGCAAAGCUUUUCAUGGCAGGUCAGGGUUCCUGAGGCAUCAGAUAACUCACACCAGGGACAAGCCUUUCGUCUGUCCUGGGUGUGGAAAGGCCUUCUUUCAGCGUUCGCAGUUGAAGUCUCAUCAGCAAACACACACAGGAGAGAAACCUCAUGAAUGCCGCUACUGUGGGAAAUCCUUCAGUCAUACCUCCCAGCUGACAGUGCACCACCGAAUUCACACAGGGGAAAGACCUUACAAAUGCAGCUACUGUGGGAAGUCGUUCAGUAAUUCCUCCCAACUGAAAGAGCAUCUCCGCAUCCACACUGGGGAGACACCGUAUGAGUGUUCUCAAUGUGGGAAGGCCUUCAGCCGGAGGUCAUCCCUCAACCUGCACACAAAAAUUCACACUGGAGAAAAGCACCAUGUGUGCAUUGAGUGCGGGAAAGCCUUUAGUCAGAAGUCGGUACUUCGAACACAUCAGAGAAUUCACACUGGAGAGAAGCCUUACAAAUGCCGUGACUGUGGGAAAGCCUUGGCUUCAAAGGGUCAGCUCCGAGAUCACCAGAGAAUUCACACAGGCGAGAAACCCUACGUUUGCACUGAAUGUGGGAAGGGUUUCUUUGGCAGGUCAUCUUUGCAUAGACAUCAGAUAACUCACACUAAGGAGAGACCUUUUCUCUGUCAAAAAUGUGGGAAAACCUUCACCCAGAAAUCAGCAUUGGUAUCACAUCAGCAAAUUCACACCGGCGAGAAACCCUACGUGUGCCCCGAGUGUGGGAAGGGCUUCUACAAUAAGUCCUCUUUGCCCAGACACCGGAUGACUCACACUAGAGGGAGAUCUUUUAUCUGUCAACAGUGCGGGAAGGCAUUCCUGCAGAAGUCCGUGUUGAAAUGCCAUCAGCGAACACACACCCGCAAGCAGCCGUAGGAAUGCCAUGGGAAACUGUUCCAUAGCACAUGGCCCUGAAGGCCAUAGUCAUAUCCACAGAGUAAUGCAGAGAGGACGGGAAGUCAUCCAGCAUCAGCACAAUGGACAUGCAGCACCGGAUUCACACUGGGGGAAGACACUGUUGUAUUCCAAAAGAGGGAGGCCUUCAGCAACAUGUCAGAUAGCAAUAAGCACCAAGCAGCUCACACCAGACACGGCUCUUACAGGCUCGGUUUAGAUGUGAAAUCCUUUUGCAAGAAAUCAGUUCGUAGUCUCUGUUUCCACCUGAGGUAUAAUCCUUAGAUUACUUGAAGAAAAUGUUUUAAAAGAAUGUAUUGUACGUUAUAUCUUCUCUACGUUAAAUUAUCUAGAUAUGCACUGCUUUCUUAACCACAUUAUUCAUGAGAGACAUUUGUAGUAUGAUUAUGGGUUUCAUCCUAGGAGGAAACCCUAAAGCAAUGGACUGAGAAAAGCUUCUCUAUAGAAAAUGCCAAAAGACACAUUGUUACCAGACUAUAGAAAAGUUUUGGGGAUUUUGUAUCAACAAUAUUCCUGUUCGUUGUUAGAUAGUAAUAUUUCUAUAAUGCAAGAAAGGAAAGGACAAGAUGGUGUUAUCUCUCAAAAGUAUGUGUAUGUAUGCUUGCACAUUCGUUUGUAUGACAUUAAUGUUUACAUACGUAUUGCCUUAGACUAGUGGGGCGUGACACAGAAUUUAUUGCCUAACAGGAGUUUCUUUUUUAAGAGUCUAAUGUGUGUUGACAGCCUAUCCCUUAUUCAUACCACUAUCAAUAAUUAAUUCAUCUUUUCAUCAUAUAAAAGUAACUUUUGAGGUAAAUCCAUAAGUGAAAUUCUAUAGCAUUCACUGCUCCUUGUAUUGUAACUUUUCUCUUUUGUGAGGAGCUCAGCUUAUCUUUUCCCCAUGUGUCCCAUCUGUAGUGAGCUAUGCAGACAGAACCAGCCAUUCAUUAGAGAACCAACGAAGACUUCUUCAUAGUUUUGUGCAGGCUUCUAAUGCACACAAGAAGACAGUAAAUGGUGUGUGUGUGUGUGUGUGUGUGUGUGUGAGUGCACAUGCAUGAGUGCCAAGGCACAUGUGUGAAAGAUAAAAAACAAUGUGUGGGAGUUGGUUCUUUAUUAACAGCAUGCAGGUCCCCAAAACAGAACUCAGGUAAGUCAUCAGGCAUGGCAACAUGUGCCAUUAGCCAUUGAGCAAGCUCAUGCUCAUGCCCACCUAUGGAUUUCUCUUUUCUUUCUUUCUUUCUUUCUCUCUCUCUCUCUCUCUCUCUCUCUCUCUCUCUCUCUCUCUCUCUCUUUCUUUCUUUCUUUCUGUCAGAGUCUUACUAUGUAACCUUGGAAGAACUGGGGCUUACCAGGCUGGUCCUAAACUCACAGAGAUUUACCUGCUGCUGCCCCCCAAGUGCUGGGACUAAAGGCAUGCACCACCAUGCCUGCUUGAAUUUUUGAAAUAAAGUUGUAUGCAGCAUAGCCACGUUCAUUUGUAUA
Arvicola amphibius (Eurasian water vole) is the source of this 4476-nucleotide messenger RNA. Its product is annotated as zinc finger protein 585B-like. The transcript is spliced from 5 exons. Gene Ontology annotation, molecular function: DNA-binding transcription factor activity; RNA polymerase II cis-regulatory region sequence-specific DNA binding. Bases 313 to 2973 code for a protein of 886 amino acids. Gene Ontology annotation, biological process: regulation of transcription by RNA polymerase II. The record is from RefSeq and is a predicted model, not a curated record. Lineage: Eukaryota; Metazoa; Chordata; Mammalia; Rodentia; Cricetidae.